Molecule: messenger RNA, 5420 nt
Organism: Leguminivora glycinivorella
Lineage: Eukaryota; Metazoa; Arthropoda; Insecta; Lepidoptera; Tortricidae
Exons: 25
Coding region: 78-5303 (1741 amino acids)
Cellular component (GO): membrane
Molecular function (GO): calcium ion binding
Source: RefSeq, a predicted model, not a curated record
UCAUUCAUAAUACGGCUAGACCAAUUAGCUUUUCUCGUAAUCACUACACGGGAUCAUUGGAAGACAAUGUUUUGACCAUGGAAGCCAUCAGCAUCGUAGAAGGUUACGGUUCGGAUGUGGAUGUCACACUGAGCGGAGACUUUGUGGAAUAUUUCCAGUUGGUCGGACAGGAUGGGACGUACACAUUACAGCUAGUUUCUAACGUCCCAAAUGAAGUAAUUGAAGCACACACUAUGCUGGUAUAUACUAUUCAAGCUAACGGAGACAGUGGAAGAGCCCAUACCACAGUUAUUAUAGAACUGAUUAAAAAUAUUGAAGUAACUGAGGAGCUAGCAUUUGAUGAGGCUUACUAUGUAGGCUCUUAUUCUGCAACAACUGGUGUUAUGGCCGAUAUACAGCUACAAGUUGUUACGGGAUAUGAUAGUGAGACAGCAUUUACUAUACAAGGAGACCAUGGUGCUUGGUUUAAUGUUCAGUCUUUGGAAAGCGUGGUGACAAUAAGUUUAGCUGCUCCUUUGCCAGUUGAACUAUUUAUUAACAACCAGCCUGUUAUAUUUGCCAUCAAUGCAAUCAACUCGGGUGGCAGUACAGCUACAGCUACUAUAGUAGUUUAUUUAGAUGGAGAAUUAUCUGAAUUAAUUGUUCUUGGAUUCGAAAGAAGUAGUUACUUGGGAACAAUAGAAGGUGAUACGUCUACAUUGCAGUCUAUAAUUCUUACCCAAGGAUACAGCUCAGAAGUAUAUUUCUCUUUACAAGGAGACUUGUCCAACUAUUUCAUCAUAAACCAACAGGGUUCAACAGUAAACGUAGGACUACAAAGCUCUAUCCCCGAGUCCGAAUUACCAUCUAAUGGUAUUAUUGUUCUGGAAUUGCAAGCUACUGCAGUUCAAGCUGUUUCCUCAACAGCAACCAUAGUGUUUGAGAUAGCCGCUGUAGAGGACAUAAGUUUCAAUGCGGCAUACUACAUCGGGCAAUACAGCGAAAGCGAAGGGCUUACUUUCGACACGAUCUCGCUAAAUGUGGGUUACGACCAGGAUGUACACUUUUCCUUGGAAGGAGAAAGUUCUCAAUGGUUCGCCCUACAAGUGGAGGGGAAUGUCGUCACCCUAGUCGUAACUAGGGAUAUUCCACCUGCAAUCUUGGUCAAUAACCAUCAACUGGUAUUUAUUGUCACAGCACAGAAACCCAGAAGUAAAAUCGCCACUGCUACUAUAGUGAUUUCAUUAAUUGAUGAAUCUUCUGACGUCUCAGUUCUCAGUUUCGAACAAACAAGCUAUAUUGGUUCUAUUGCAAACGAUGCGUUAAGUAUAGGACCAAUUGUUCUUAACGAAGGAUACACGGAGGCAGUGACUUUUACACUUUCUGGUGAUCUGGCAUCAUACUUCUAUAUGCAAACGCAAGGACCUACAAUUAAUAUCGUACUACAGAGCGCUAUUCCAGAAGAGGCAAUACCUGCUAAUGAGAUUGUGAUACUUACGUUACGAGCAUCAGCCCCUGAAGCUGUAGCCGCUACGACAACUGUAGUAUUCGAGACCCGGCGAACUGCGAAUGAAGAACUUGCCUUCAAUGCUGCUUACUAUGUUGGGGAAUAUAGUGAGACUAGCGGCUUUGCGUUUAACUCCAUCAUUUCGCUAGACGUUGGCUUUGAUCAAAAUGUCCAGUUUGCACUAGACGGAGAACACUCCCAAUGGUUCGCCCUGAAUAUUCAAGAAAAUUCUGUCACACUCGUCUUAUCUGCUGCCAUUCCGCCUGCAAUCUUAGUUAAUAAUCAUCAGCUCGUAUUCAGCGUCACUGCACAGAAACCUAAUAGUAACCUUGUUUCGGCGACUAUUAUUAUCUCAUUAGUAGAUGAUUACACUGAUGCAGUUGUUCUUGGUUUUGAGCGAUCAAACUAUCUAGGUACUAUUGACAAUGAAGUAUUAAUUAUAGAACCAAUUAUCCUCAACGAGGGAUAUACAGAAGCCGUUACAGUCACACUUUCUGGUGAUCUUGCCUCAUACUUCUAUAUACAGCUGCAAGGAUCCACAGUUAACCUCGCACUACCGAACUCUAUCCCAGAGCAAAUGUUGCCUGCCAAUGAUAUAAUUUUACUUGAGUUGCGGGCGUCGGCACCACAAGCCAUAGCUGCUACGACGACGGUUGUAAUCGAGGUCCAGCGAGUUAUUGAUUUAGAAGAAAUAUCUUUUAGUGCUCCUUAUUACAUCGGAGAAUAUAGCGAAGCUAGUGGCCUUGCGUUCGAUGACACUAUCUCAUUGAUCGAGGGUUACGACCAAACUGUUCAAUUUGCCCUGGAGGGAGAUCAUUCACAAUGGUUUUCUCUACAACUCCAAGGUAAUGUUGCUACGCUCACGUUGUCAAGUACCAUUCCACCUUCAGUUUUAGUCAAUAACCAUCAGCUGGUAUUCAGUGUAACUGCACAGAAACCCAACAGCAACAUCGCGACAUCAACCGUGGUGAUAUCGUUAGUUGAUGAUUACACAGGUGCAUCUAUUCUCGGUUUCGAAAAAGCAAGUUAUCUUGGUUCUAUUGAAAAUAAUGCUUUAAGUAUAGAACCAAUCGUUCUCGCCGAGGGGUACACGGAUGCUGUUAUAUUUUCUUUAUCUGGUGAUUUGGCAUCUUACUUUAAUAUCCAGCAACAAGGUGCGACAGUAAAUAUUUUACUGCAGAACACUAUCCCAGAACAAGCGUUACCCGCCAACGGCAUAGUAUUACUAGAGUUGCGAGCAUCAGCGUCCCAAUCUGUACCUGCCACAACUACCAUAGUAAUAGAGGUUCAACGGACAUCUAUUGUAGAUGAAUUAGCCUUUAUUAAUCCUUAUUACACCGGAGAGUACAGCGAAUCAGGUGGCCUUUCCUUCGAAGAUGUCAUUUCGCUGGAAACUGGAUACGGCGAAGAUGUUUCCUUCACCUUGGAGGGUGAGAAUUCUCAAUGGUUUGCGCUGUCUGCCAUCGAAAACGCAAUAACACUAUUCGUAGAUCAACCUAUUCCUCCUGCAGUAUUGGUUGGUCUUCGAAAAAUCAUUCUGACUGUAAGAGCAAUAAAAUCAGAGAGCACUGCGAGCACAAUUAUCAUAAUAUCCAUAAUUGACGAUUCUGGGCCCGUAACAAAUGAAGCAUUUGAUAAAUUCCUGUACGAGGGAUCCAUCAAUAUCGACGUGGUUCAACAUGAAACAAUUACUAUCACAGGGCAUGCUGCUGGAAUCAAUAUCGAAAUACUUGGAGUUUACAGUGCGCUUUUCUCCGCCUCCGUAUCGGGAGAUACGGUAGUAGUCGGAGCAGCAGGCGCCCUGAAUCUGCCUGAAGGAGUGUCACACGUAGCGCUCGAGUUGCGAGCGGGAAGUGCCAGCGCAGUUGUCAUUUUUGACGUUAUAGAAUCAGAAACCCCAGAGCUCCCUACAGUAGCAUUCGAUUCGCCACUGUAUGUGCUGCGCGCUGACAUGGCGCAGACGGGGUUACUGGGAAUGGUCCAAGCAACAGCAAGCAACGGCGAGAGCAUAUCGUACUCUUUAGUUGUCGAUGAUGCUCACCUCCGAGAGAGGAUUUCAAUCAACAGUGUUGGCGAAAUCCAUUUGUCUGCUCCCACAAAUACUGGUGUAUACGGUUUCCAAUCUGUAGCUACAUCAACUAUAACCCAAGUCCAAGCUACAACGGUGGUACAGCUAACAGUAGUAACUGCCGCAAUCUGCGGAGACGACCACGCCCUCCCGCCUCUCAUAAUCCUGGACCGAGACGAAGAAGAACCACACUCUAACCUUGUAGUCCUCGACAGCGAAGCUCAAGCAGGCUGCCAGUUCAGGCUCACUAAUCGGUGGCCCCUCGACCAAGACUGGCUUUACGUUGACAACACUGGUUUACAUGCACGAUCAAUUGACCGAGAAGACCCGCGAAUAGCUUUCAUGGCAUUGUCUCAAGUACAAGUGGAACUGGUGUUAGAAUGUGACAGUGAUACAACCAGUAGAGUCAAGCGGUCUACAGACCCCAGGCUAGACUGGCUCGGGCCUUACGAAUACGGUAGCAACAAGUGGAUACUUACUGACACAAUCUUAUAUAAUUCACGAAGAAGCUUCGUCAACUUGAUAGUAAACGAUAUUAACGACAACUACCCCAUAUUUGUUGGCAAUGGAAACGAACCCAUUGUGUGUGGAUAUCCCAUUCCCGAACUUGAAGAUGUUGUGCUUCCUCGAGCUUUGGCUGAAUUACAGGCCACUGACGCGGACGUGGGUGAGAACGCGGCGUUAUCUUUCUGGAGCGCGUCGGAAGUGUUGGCGGUCGCGUCGGCUACGGGCUUCGUCCACGUCAGGGAUGGAGCCAGCCUGACGCAAGACCAGCGCCUCAGUGUGUCAGUCACUGACCUGAACGGGAGAGAAGAUGGACUUACUACAUCUAUAGAACUUCUGGUAAAAUUAUUGGAUACGAGUCACAUCGCCGUGGUUACCGUCCGCAAUGCAUUCCUAGACCAAGAGGAAACUAUUUUGGAAAAUCUAAGUUCGGCUGUGGGGUACGAGGUCAAAGUCCUUAGCUCCGCGGUUAUAUCUGAUGACCCAGCCGAUUCUGUGAAUACACGACACAAACGCGAAGUUACCUCCGAAGGAGCGUCAUUGCAGCUUUAUGUAUACGGCUUAAUUGAUCGCGAGCCGGUGGCCGUUGACCAGCUUACAAACGAUAUAACCGGCAAUGUAAUAACUGGGGUUGAUGUCACGAACACGGUAUCUCUGGAAGAUCAUCUAGAAGGCCGCGAGAUAUAUGGCGGAGGACGUGAUACAGGUCUAUUAGUCGCAACAAUAGUCCUGAGUAUUCUGCUCUUCAUACUAAUGCUACUUAUUGCCUUAUGGUUCUUCCUCAGAUGGAGAAAGGCACGAAAUUAUGAACAGUUCAGUGACGCAAAUAGUUUAGCCUCUCGAAAUGAACAAUUGGAGUCACCCCAAAAGAUCGAUAGUUUGAGAAAACCAAGACUCAAUAUAGAUGAGUUGAAACGAAGUGAGAGGAGGCUUCAAGAAAUGCUUGAUGCUCCGGUUGAAGAAGUUGGUCCUAAGGCCCAAACCUCGCAAAUAGACCCCAAAGAAGCAGUCGACACAGUAAUAAAUAUGGCGCCUACUCGCCCGGUAGACGUUACAAUGCCUAUAGUGAUACAAUCUAUAGAUAAGCUUAAAGAUGACGAGAAUUCAGAAGACGAAUUUGGGGAAAGAAAAAGUAAGAGUCGAAGAAAAUCAGUAGUCACUUUUAAUGAGAACGUUGAAAAGAUUAUUCACGUUGAAGACAUUCCGGAUGACAAUUCAUCGGACUUAGAAAUAUACAAGUUUUAAGCUUACUUUUAAGUGAAAAAUAUAAAUGUAAAUUAUGUUAUUAAACUGUUUUUACACCUUUUGAUAAAAUAAUUAAAACGUUUAAUCGGUUUCCUUAAAUAAAUUCAUUAGUAUGCA